Messenger RNA from Linum tenue, 267 nucleotides. The record is from the annotation of a GenBank genome assembly. Lineage: Eukaryota; Viridiplantae; Streptophyta; Magnoliopsida; Malpighiales; Linaceae.
AUGACUACAGGAUCAUCGGUCUACUCUACCUCAAUUCACCAUUUCGAACUUUAUACAGAAGGUUUUUCCGUACCAGCUUCUUCUACCUAUACCGCAGUUGAAGCACCUAAAGGAGAAUUUGGUGUCUUUCUGGUCAGUAAUGGAAGCAAUCGUCCCUACCGUCGUAAAAUAAGAGCACCUGGCUCUGCCCAUUCACAAGGACUCGAUUCUAUGUCCAAACAUCACAUGCCAGCAGAUGUGGUUAGCGUACGCCCGGGCGUACGCUAG